This is a messenger RNA of Maniola jurtina (meadow brown), 1772 nucleotides long. It is a transcript of the gene Bsg, whose product is annotated as basigin. The record is from RefSeq and is a predicted model, not a curated record. The transcript is spliced from 4 exons. The coding region runs from base 180 to 998 and encodes 272 amino acids. NCBI's taxonomy places the organism in Eukaryota, Metazoa, Arthropoda, Insecta, Lepidoptera, Nymphalidae.
CUGUCAUUUUUUGUAAGGUCAAGAAGAAUCUAGGACGGCGCCAUAUUGCGCAUCGACUUUCUUGAGUUUGGUAGUUUUCGUAGAAUAUACUGGGUGCUGGGUGGUUUCUAUUUAAUCAGUUUUGAGUCUCUCGUAUAAAUUCAGCCGUGAAGGAAGCUCGGAGUGACGCCACGAUCACCAUGGCCCGAGUCGCUUAUUGUUUGCCUCUCGCGUUUCUAUUUUUAGCAAGUGUAAUUCCAUCAGAAGCACAAAGCGAGCAGCCGACGCCCGCGCCCGCCGCCGCCGCCGCGCCCGCCGCGCCCGCCGCAGACGCGCCGCCCGAGGUGCUGUACGACGUGCGCAGCAACUUCACGCUGCUGUGCCCGCUCGUCAACGACAAGAGCCUCGACUACGUGUGGCGGAAGAACGAGACGGAGAUCUCGCUGGUGUGGGAGAUGAAGGACCGCUACGUGCUGGAGCGCGGCGGCGCCGAGUUCCGCGUGGCGCGCGCCUUCGAGGACGACUUCGGCAACUACUCGUGCGCGCUGCCCGGCGUGGGCGAGGCGCGCUGGGCCGUGCGCGGCCGCCCGCACCUCAAGCUGCCCGCCAACACCAACGUGGUGGAGGGGCAGAAGCUGAAGCUCACCUGCAAGGUGGUGGGCAAGCCGUACGCGCGCGUGCAGUGGUCCUACUCCAACUCCACCGACGGGCCCUACGUGCCGCUCGACGACAGCGCGGCGCUGGCCGACAGCGAGGCGGGCGUGCCCGACGGCGUGCUGCUGCUGGCGGCGGCGGCGCGGCGCCACGCCGGCCACUACCGCUGCGACGCGCCCGCCGCGCUGCUGCCCGCCACCACCACGCUGCGCGUCAAGGACAUGUACGCCGCGCUGUGGCCCUUCCUCGGCAUCUGCGCCGAGGUGUUCGUGCUGUGCGCCAUCAUCCUGCUGUACGAGCGCCGCCGCACCAAGCCCGACCUCGACGACUCCGACACCGACAACCACGACCAGAAGAAGUCGUAGACGUCGAGCGUCGCCGCGCGCCGGAGCUCGCGAGCAGCUCGCUUCCGAUUAUAGUACUGCUGCACGAAUUUAUAUAUCUACAUAUUUACAUUUGUUCGAGACCUACUCCACCGGCGGCGCCGCCGAGCUGGCAGCUUCGCGACGCCUCGCGACACGUGAAGCGCGCUUCCCUGACAGCACCGAGCACGCGACACGCGGAGGAGGCGCCCCUACUCGCAUGCAAUAGAAUCAUUAGGUUAAUGUAAAUCACAUUUAUAAAAAUAUUUUUUAUGAAAAUCAUUUUGUGUAAGAUUUGCUUUGAUGUAAUGUACUUUUAAAACGAUCGCUUCUAUGUAUCGUGAAUCGCGUGUAUCUUCGCUCCGGCCCCCGCUUCUAAUGCGUAGUACUUAAGUGUUAAUCAAUAGCGACUUGUAAUUCAUUAAUUCUAAAAUAUUUUUAAAUUUUGGUGUUGUAAAAUGUUUAGUGUAAGAUUUGCGUUAUUUACGUUGUAAAUAAAAUGAUUGGACGUGCUCGACUCGCUAGCGGUGUAUAGUUUCAGUAAGCCUUGUAUAUAAUUUGUAUCCAAAGAAACGAUUAGGUUUAGACCGAACCCAUCCCGCAGGCGACAACUGCCGACAACUGCCGACAAACCAUAAACGUGUGAGGGAGAUAGUUGUACAGUUGCAGCAUUUUUCAAAAGAUUGUAGUUGUAGUCGAUUUUGUAUAAAGUUGGAGUAACAUGAAGCGCCAUUGUCACGAUGUGAUAACAUAAUCAAUAAAUUAUUAUUACCGUUA